This is a messenger RNA of Gryllus bimaculatus (two-spotted cricket), 312 nucleotides long. Lineage: Eukaryota; Metazoa; Arthropoda; Insecta; Orthoptera; Gryllidae. The record is from the annotation of a GenBank genome assembly.
CUCGUCUACAUCUUCACCGACGCCCAGGACGCCGACAAGGCCGCGCACGCCGGCCGCCUCUACCGCCACUUCUGGCUGCGCGCCUGCGAGCUCGCUGACUGGAUUCGCAAGACGAUGGCGGACACCCUCCAGAAGGAUUUGACGGACGUGGACUUGCAGGUGGCCGAAGCCACCGCCGAGCUCCGAGCGGUGCGUAUCCAGCUCAUCCGGGAGAAGCUGGGCGAUACCGGACCACCCCUUAUGAAGCCGGAAGGAGUCGCUCAGGCCAAGGUGCUCACCGCCCCCUUCGGAGCCGGGCUCCACGCACCUUAC